Periconia digitata is the source of this 307-nucleotide messenger RNA. NCBI's taxonomy places the organism in Eukaryota, Fungi, Ascomycota, Dothideomycetes, Pleosporales, Periconiaceae. The record is from the annotation of a GenBank genome assembly.
CAGGCUGCUAGAACCAUCAGCAGAGCUACGAGCAGCUAUCUACUCUGGGCCUAGUCGCGGUCGCACAGUAUCCCGGCUCAUCUUGUUGCUCGAGAGCGAUGGUAGCUGGUUGUAUCGGAGAAUUAUCCAACUUGUCGCCAUGAGGCUCAUCGCCUGCGGGUUGGGGCUGAUGUUGUUCCCUUGUCUCGUAUCCGCAACAGAAUUACUGGGGGAGUCCGAGUGUUUCCGGCGAAUAUACUCUCCCGUUAUUACAUUGAUGUCGCAAAUUUGGUGGGAUCAUUGGGACGCUGUAGCAAGACCAAGUUGA